Messenger RNA from Solanum dulcamara, 644 nucleotides. RefSeq names its product protein CHLORORESPIRATORY REDUCTION 42, chloroplastic. The transcript is spliced from 2 exons. NCBI's taxonomy places the organism in Eukaryota, Viridiplantae, Streptophyta, Magnoliopsida, Solanales, Solanaceae. Gene Ontology annotation, biological process: NADH dehydrogenase complex (plastoquinone) assembly. The coding region runs from base 165 to 512 and encodes 115 amino acids. The record is from RefSeq and is a predicted model, not a curated record.
UUUUGUAUGUCUUUUCCUAACCAAUUUUUCUUUUGACAAGCAUGGACCCACAUACUCUAAGUAGUACCCCAUGCAUUAAACACUUGUACUGUACCAAGAACUAAGAACCACAAAAACAUCAUCUUGAACUUUAGAACCAUAACCCUUUUUUUUCUUCAACAAUAAUGUCACUACUCUCUUUCACUUCAAUUCCCAAAUGCCCAAGUUCAUCAAGAUAUAGCCAUGGUUCAACACAAUUACCCCUCAAUUUAGUCACCAAAUGUGAGUUAAACACAAAUAGUGGCUCACAAAAGCUUGAAAUUGGGUCACCAAUUAUAGUAAUUGAGUCUCCUAAGUUGCUUAAAACUGCAGCCUCUGUGCCUUGUCUUAGACCCAAUGCUGGCUUGGUCAAACCUGGUGAUGUUGGCAGGAUAGUGUCAAGGAAGCCUAUGGACGUUUGGGCAGUUCGUCUCAGCAUUGGCACUUAUCUUAUUGACAGAAAAUACUUUAAGCCCUUAGAGCUUGAGGAAUGAUCUAAGUCGAGAGAUCGAACCAGAGUUUGAAGUUUGUAGGUUCUGAAUUUGUCAACUCGUUUUAGUUACUUGAUUCAUAAUUAAAUGAAUUUUUUUGAUAUAAUACAAAGUCUAAGCAAAAAUUAUGAUAUU